Messenger RNA from Agrilus planipennis (emerald ash borer), 1573 nucleotides. Its product is annotated as plasminogen activator inhibitor 1 RNA-binding protein-like. Bases 272 to 1384 code for a protein of 370 amino acids. Gene Ontology annotation, molecular function: RNA binding. Gene Ontology annotation, cellular component: cytoplasm; nucleus. The record is from RefSeq and is a predicted model, not a curated record. The transcript has 2 exons. Lineage: Eukaryota; Metazoa; Arthropoda; Insecta; Coleoptera; Buprestidae.
UGACGUUGCAGUUUUUCUGUCAUUUGAAGUAAAAUCAAAUACACUUCAUACAAAUUUAUAGUCAAGUAAAGACUUCUGCUCAAAAAUGACGUCCUUAUUGAAAGCAAAUUUAAAAAUUUAUAACGAUAAUGUUGUUCAUGCAUUUGGCAACAUUCAGUUCGCCUAAAAUAGCUUGAAAUAGCACAAUAAUAUUAACUGCCUCGACGACUUACUUUGUGUCGAAAACCUUCUGUCAGUAGAGAGUCAGUGAACUUCUUUUUGUAUUAUCACGAUGGAAAGUGAUUACGGAAUAGGCAUUCGUAACAGGUAUGCGGUUUUUUUGGACGACGAGUCCGAUCCAAUUGAUUUCAUUAAAAAGAAAGAAGAAGAGAGGAAGUUAAAGAAGAAGACGAAAUCAUUUGAAAAAGAAUGCAGAGUAAAAAUUGAGGUACCAAACAAAAUAAAGAAGACGCAGAGUUCUAAAGGCGACUCUUUAAAACCUUCUUCGCAAAAGGAAAUCAAAGAAGAAAGGCAGACUGUUAAAGCAAACGACGAUACCCAACAGGAUUGGAAGAAACGUGAAAAUAAACAACAAAUAAACGGUCGUGGAGACGCUAAGAGAGACGAUGAAAACAUAUUGACAAACAAGGAGUUGAUUAGUAAUUAUGAAAUUAUUAAAAAGCAUAACAGCAAAAACGCUAACUAUCGCGGACAAAAAAUGCGGAACCCAAAACGACGUGAGUUUGACAGACAAAGUGGGACAAACAAAACAGGAAUUAAAUCCAUGGAGAAACGUGAAGGUAAUGGAGCUUACAACUGGGGUUCCCACAAAGGCGUGAUUGAAGAAGCUCAAACUCAAAAUAACCUGUCAGGUUGGGGAGAUGAAGAACGGAACGAAGUUGAACCAAUAACAAAACCACCGGAGAUGACCGAUAUAACAGAUGAAAUCAAAGAAAAUGAAGAAAACGUCGAAACAGAAGAGCCACUGGAAUUAACACUGGACGAAUGGAAAGCUCAACGUGAAGCACAACUUGCUAACCGCAAUAGACCCCAAUACAAUAUUCGUAAAGCUGGUGAAGGAGAGGAUCCCAAUAAAUGGAAGGAAAUGUACGAAUUAAGAAGAAAAGACGAAGAAAAUGACUUUGACGAGGGAGAGUACGAUCCUAAUAAGUAUCCCCAGCGGGUAGGAAGACAGAGGUAUUUGCUCGAUAUUGAAAUUCAUUUCAACAACGAAAGACGCAGUGGGGGACCAUCAAGGAGAAGGUUCAAUAGAGGACGAGUUAAUAAAGACAAUAACCAACAGCAACAACAGCCACGUUCAAGCAGCAACGAUGAAGCUCUCUCACAAUGCAAUGAACACAUACCGAAGGUAGACGAUGAGCGGGACUUUCCAUCAUUGAAGUAAUUUUCCUUUCCCGAAAUUUAUUAUAAUUAUAAUUGUUUAUCAAUAAUUACAUACUACGAUAGUAACAAUUUUAUUUUAUGACAAUAACUGGUUCGGUUAUUUGUAAGAUUAUCAAAAUUUACAGCUGUAGUAAUAAGUACUGCUUAUUUGUAGAUGAGCAGAAUUAAGUAGUCUGCUUUAAUUAAUAAA